Messenger RNA from Ipomoea nil (Japanese morning glory), 2178 nucleotides. RefSeq names its product protein FAR1-RELATED SEQUENCE 5-like. Lineage: Eukaryota; Viridiplantae; Streptophyta; Magnoliopsida; Solanales; Convolvulaceae. Gene Ontology annotation, biological process: regulation of DNA-templated transcription. The coding region runs from base 1 to 2178 and encodes 725 amino acids. Gene Ontology annotation, molecular function: zinc ion binding. The record is from RefSeq and is a predicted model, not a curated record. The transcript has 2 exons.
AUGGAAAUACGCGAAGAUGGCACAAAAUUCUGGACACCUUCAACAGGAAAGGAGAAGACACCAUACGAAGGGCAGCGAUUCGAAACAGUAGAUAUCGGGAUUGAGUUCUACGAGGCAUACGCUAAGGAUGCAGGAUUCGAUGUUAGGCACGACACAAAGCGUAGAAAUCGUUUCGGGGAAGUGUCAAUUAAAUACAUGCUAUGCUCACGAGAGGGGUACAAGGCCGAACCGAAGGAAUCAAAAAACAAGAGACGGAGGAGAGUGUCAAACAGGAUAGGCUGUAGGGCUCAUAUGGUAAUGACAAAGUGUGACACCGGCGGAUAUAAAGUCCAUGCAAUUGAGGUGCGGCAUACACAUUGCCUCUGCUCAGAUGAGGGGAAAACUUUUUUAAAGGUAAAUAGACAACUCGACAUCGGCCACAAAACCUUCUUAACUCACUGUGCAAAGGCAAACAUAGGCCCCACAAAAGCUUUCAGACUAUUCAAAGAAAUAGUGGGCAGUUUUACCGAUAUAGGAGCAACGUGCAUUGACUUCUGCAAUUUUAGACGGGACCUAUUGGCCUAUAUAGCGGAGGCAGAUGCACAAAUGGUGAUAGAAGACAUGUUCAAAAGAAAAGAGGACAACCCAGACUUCUACUUCGAUUUUGACAUCGACGAAGACGCACAAUUAACAAGGUUAUUCUGGGCGGACGCAGAAUGUAGGAGGAAUUAUGCAUGCUUUGGCGACGUCAUGUCAUUCGAUGCCACGUACAACACAAACAGGUACAAGUUAGUGUUCGUCCCUUUUACGGGGGUCGAUAACCACAAAAGGUGCAUUACAUUUGGGGCGGGGUUGAUUGCGAAAGAAGAUGUGGAAUCAUAUGAGUGGUUCGUCAACAAUUUCAAGAAUGCAAUGGAAUACACACCAAGAUGUACUACAACUGACCAAGAUCCAGCACUGAAGAUAGUAGUACCACAGACUAUGCCAACGACAAAGCACAGAUUCUGUAUGUGGCACAUCAUGAGUAAAGUCGGGGAAAAGGUAGGGGUUGCCUUGUGGCAUAAUACAGACUUCAAAACAGCACUGAAUAAUAUCGUAUGGGAUGACACAUUAACCAUAGAUGAAUUCGAGACAAAAUGGGCAACACUAAUGAAGGAGUACAAACUAGAAGAACAUAGGUGGUUUGGGCAACUGUACGAGGUACGCACAUCAUGGAUACCGGCGUAUUUCAACGACAUACUAAUGGGAGGACUACUCAGGACGACUUCAAGGUCAGAAUCUGAAAACAGCUAUUUUGGAAAAUUUACAAACCACCACUGCAGCUUGGUAAAAUUCAUGGCGCAAUACAACAGUGCAAUCGGAGAACAGAGACAUAACCAGAAAAAAGUCAUCGCAGAAAAUGAAAGUUCGUACCCGGAAACUAAAACCCCUUUGAGCAUUGAGAAGCACGCAGCUACAGUCUACACCAUCAACAUAUUCUAUGAAUUUCAACAAGAGGUAUGGGAUGCCAGUUUCACAUGCCACAUCACCAACAAAAACAACGUAGGUGACAUAUGUAUUUACACAGUUGAAGAAACAAGAGGAAAAUUGUUCAAAGUAACAGAAAUCCCUACAUCGAAGACAAUUGAGUGUGCGUGCAAGAAAUUCACUCGUGUGGGGAUACUAUGCAAGCAUGCGGUGUUGGUUAUGAAGGCAAGAGGGUAUGAAUCAAUCCCACAUAAGUAUAUUGUUCCACGAUGGACACGAGACGCAUGUGCACACCCAUUAUACGAUGUCCCGUGGGCAAGAAGAAGAAAUAUUCCCAAGGCAAGUGAAACAACAAAAGUUGCCAAUCAACUAUGGAGUGAAUUCUACAACUGCAUGGGAUUGGCCAAUGGGUGGCCUGACAAAAUGGAGCACAUGUUGGCAACUUUGCAACAGCUGAAAAAAGAUCUAGAAAGGGAAAGGCAACAAACACAAGACAAUGGCAACAACGAAUCUGUGUUCGAAAGUCUAGUCGGAGCAAGCAGACCGAGCAACAUACAAAUAAAACCACCCCAAGUUGCAAAGAACAAAGUAAGUGGGAAGAGACUCAAAAGCAACAAAGAGAAAGCCACCACAAAGAUACAGAAGAAAAAACAAAGGACGUGCAAUAUAUGCGACCUCCCAGGCCACAACAGUCGCACCUGUCCAGAAAAACUCACAUCACACGAAGGGUAG